Quercus robur (English oak) is the source of this 1038-nucleotide messenger RNA. RefSeq names its product GDSL esterase/lipase At5g42170-like. Gene Ontology annotation, cellular component: extracellular region. The transcript is spliced from 5 exons. NCBI's taxonomy places the organism in Eukaryota, Viridiplantae, Streptophyta, Magnoliopsida, Fagales, Fagaceae. The record is from RefSeq and is a predicted model, not a curated record. Gene Ontology annotation, molecular function: hydrolase activity, acting on ester bonds. Bases 1 to 1038 code for a protein of 345 amino acids.
AUGGCUUCUGCAUCUUCAUUUAUACUUUUCAUACUUCAAGCUUGUGCUUGUCUAUUUUUCUACAACAUAGGAGCUCAAGCAAAUAAAACAUUUUCGGCAAUUUUCUCGUUUGGAGAUUCAAUUCUUGAUACAGGCAUGAAUAACAAUCUUCUCUCAGGUAGGUGCAAUUACCCUCCAUAUGGAAGAGACUUCCCGGGAAAAGUUGCAACGGGAAGAUUUUGCAAUGGAAAAAACCCCACAGACUUGAUAGCGGAGGCUUUGGGAAUUAAAGAUACUGUACCAGCUUAUCUUAAACCAGACCUUCAAAGUGAUGAUCUCCUAACCGGUGUAGGCUUUGCUUCCGGGGGCUCAGGAAUUGAUCCAUUAACAUCUAGUACAUUGGGAGUUGUGGCAAUGUCCCAACAGUUACAAUACUUCAAGGAUUACAUAGGUAAGCUAAAAGCGAUUGCAGGUGAAGAGAAAGCAAAAGCCAUCAUAGCCAACAGCCUUGUUCUAAUGUCAGCUGGCAACAAUGACAUUGGAGUAUCAUAUAAUGCUGGUAUGAGGAAAUUAGAGUAUACUUUUCCUGCAUAUUGUGCUCAAUUGGUUACCUGGUCUACCACUUUUUUGGAGCAAUUGUAUGCACUGGGGGCAAGGCGAUUUGGUGUUCUUAGUACUGUAGCAUUUGGAUGCGAGCCAUCAGCAAGACUUACAGGAGGGUCAUCUUGCUCAAUGGCCGCAAACCUAGGUGCACAAAUGUACAAUAAUCUGUUAAAAGCAGGAAUAGCCUCCCUUCAAAGCAAGCAUCCCGAUGCCAAGCUGGUCUUUUUCGACAUCUUUACCCCUCUAGUUAACAUCGUCAGUAAUCCUCAGCAAUUUGGCUUUCAAAAUGCCAAUUCUGGGUGCUGUGGCGGCACUAGUAUAUGUCUUCCAUUUAGUCCCUUCACUUGUCCAGAUGCUUCUACCUAUGUCUUUUGGGACUUUGUUCACCCCACUGAAAAAACUUACAGAAUAAUUGUCUCUGAUGUACUCAACAAAACUCUUUCCAGUUUCUCUUGA